UGGAAACUGUAGAUGGAGACGGUAACGAAGAUGAGAUUUCAAAGCUGUUUUUUCUUCCUAGUUACGAUGUAUUCAGGCAAACUCUGUGCAGAAGUUCCCUUCCUUCAGCAAGUUUAACUCCUGUGUUGCCCCUGGCGGUCUGUCCUGCUGUUGUGAUGACACUUGCUGAAUGAGGAGCUGUGCCAUAGUGCAUCUUGACCCUGUGGCCACUGGAUUUUAGAGCAGGCAUCGAUGUGCCUAUGCAGCGAAGGGUGCUCGUGCUCACAUCUUCUGGGCUACAUAGACAGUCAAAUAAAAGUGUCCUGCAGCAGUUUUGCCCAACUCGCAUUAGGAAGUUUCAUUCUACAGCUGAUGUUCCUGUGAACCUAAAGAACAAAAGCUGAUGGAAUUGUAACAUACCUUAAUUUCAGUGAGUCUCACAAGACCCUUCGUGCUUAUAAACCUUGUGAUUUGCCACGCAUAGAAAAUGGAGAGAUUGCCCAGUACUAUUAUAAUUUCAAAAGCUACUAUUUCCCUAUGCGCAAGGAAAAAAAACUUUCCUAUUCUUGUAUGGCUGGUUACACAACUGAAACUGGGACCCAAGAUGGCAGAAUAACUUGUACAGCAAAAGGCUGGUCUCCGGUGCCCCAAUGCUACAAAAAAUGUAACAAGCCUCUUCUGGAAAAUGGCUUUUUUUACGGUACAGAAACAUACUUCAAAAUACAGGAGAAACUGCAAUACAAAUGUAAUCCAGGCUACCACACUCCAAGUGGUGGCACUGAGGACAUGGUGCAAUGUCGGCCAGAAGGAUGGUCCUCCCGGCCAAGCUGCAUCAGAAAAAUUGAGUCGUGUCAGGUACCCAAUUUACAUCACGGCAGCUACUUCACAGCCCGACAAGAGCUUCGAGUGAAUGAAACGCUGCUGUACAAAUGUGACGAGGGGUAUCACACUGCGGGAGGAAACACGACAGAAGCAGCAGUGUGUCUAGCGCAUGGGUGGUCCCUCACUCCAAACUGCACUAAAAUAACUUGCUCCUCUUUGAGUGCAAUAGCACAUGGAGGUUUCUAUCCUGUGAAGAAAGUCUAUGAAGAGGGAGAUGUAGUUCACUUUUUCUGUGAGGAAAAUUAUUCUGUCAGUGAAUUUGACCUAAUUCAAUGUUAUUAUUUUGGAUGGCACCCUGACCCUCCAGUGUGUGAAGAUGUAAAAAAUAAAUGCCCUCCACCACCGCUUCCUCCUCAUGCCCACAUCAUCACACUUAGAAGAACACAUCAUAAUGGAGACAAAGUUCAUAUACGGUGUCAAAGUAGCUUUGAAAUAAGAGGAUCUGAGGAAAUCCAGUGUGAAGAAGGAAAAUGGACAUCACCCCCUAUUUGUAUUGGAACUAUGGAUAAAGGGGAAUCUGAGGCACCACCAUCACUCGAGGAACAUGCAGCAGUACGGACAAGCAGCACAUAUCAUGAUGAAGACAUGAAAAUGGAGCAAAACUGUCCCUCUCCACCUGUGAUUAAAAAUGGUGGUGUUCUUGGUCCGGUAUUGACAAGUUACAAAAAUGGUUCCUCAGUAGAAUAUGGUUGUCAGCAUUACCAUUCUUUGGAUGGACCUAGUACUGUUUACUGCAAACAAGGAAACUGGACAGAACGACCUACUUGCUUAGAACCAUGCACUCUUCGUGUAACUGAUAUGAACAGCAACAACAUAGAGUUGAAAUGGAGACAGGAAGAAUUAAUUUUCCUACAUGGUGAUCUCGUAGAGUUUGAAUGUAAAGAGGGAUACCGUUUUCUCCAGACUACCCUUCCAUCUCCUGGGAGGACACAGUGUAACCACGGCAGACUGAACUAUCCAAAAUGUGUUAUGCAAGUUCCUGCAGAAAAAUGUGACUCUCCACCUUCUAUUGCGAAUGGUGCUCUCACUCUCCCACCCCUGGCCCAGUAUGACAGUGGUUCUUCAGUGCAGUAUAAUUGCUCUGACUAUCAUUUUUUGCAAGGAUCUGAGAGAAUUUACUGUUCUGGAGGACAGUGGACUUCACCACCAGUUUGUAUAGAGCCAUGUACUUUGUCAAAAAACGAAAUGGAGAAAAAUAACGUGCUGCUGCAAGGGUUCUAUAAGAAUCAAGUUUACUUUUACCAUGGGGAUUAUGUUGGAUUUUACUGUAAAGAGAACCAUUUUGGAGAAGAAUCUGGUACAACUUUAUUUCAAGUGCAGUGUAAGAGAGGACACCUGGCAUAUCCAAGAUGUGUUGAAAGAGGAAAAUAAGUUUGGACUUCGGGAAAGCUUAUAGGAAAGAUAUGUGCGUGUCCUUUUUCUGGUAUUAGCAGCUGAACGAAGAUGGGCUCAUAUUUUCUACGUCACAACAGUCAGCUUUGAGAAACGAUUGUUCAGGGGCAUUGUUUGCUCUGAGAUGAAGGGGGAGGGCAGUGAAAGUGCUUUGUGGUACGAGGACUGGGAACGCAGCAGAAGAAUGCAAUAUUGGCGUGUGCACAGAAAAUUUAAGACAAAGUUUUGUAAGGCUUACGGUGAUAAACUUGAGUGUGCGUCACAAUCUGGAGGACUUGGACAACGGGCCAUGAUGAGAAGAGGCCGAGCAAGUAGCGCCCUGUGUGAUAUUGGUGGUUUUGACAGCGUGAGUGCUUUUGUGACUACAGAAUCUAGCUAAAUGGAGAUUUAAUUUCAUGCCCUUCAUGAUGUUAAACUCUAAUUUUACAGAGAGAAAGGAGAGGCCUAUUUUUUGUACCUCUUAACGCACCCAUGUCUCGCUUCACAGGUAAGAAGCUUCUAAAAGACAAAGCUUGAGGGACACAAAAAAAAGCAAGUAUUUAAAAAAAUUAAAAUAGUGUUUAAUGGAUCUGUGAAACCAUUUAAAACCUAAAAAUAUGAAAAUUCUACUCUGUAGUUAAUUAUUAUUCUUAAAAAAAGAAGUCAAGCACGCACCUUUGUUUUGCUAAUUGAGAGCAUUUAAACUAUUAAAAUAUCUAAUCCAACUAGCUUGUUUGAUUUCCUAUGACACUUAAGCGUUGGCACUCUUGGGGCUCCACCUUUGAAGGUGGUGUGUGACUGAAGAUAUGAAGAAAAUUCAGGAAUACAGACAAUGUUUGCCUUGCACUCAUUUUAGUGUGCUUUAAUAAGAAAGUCACUGUAAGGGUCUCUUCUGUAUUUUGCCUCUAAACUCUGUCUUUCUGUGGGAUCAUUGCAUGUAUGCUGUUCCGUAGGGUUUGCCAUGGCUUCUGUGAGCGCUACAUCAAGAAAUAAACAAAGAAAUCAAAGCACUCAAGAAAUAGACAAAUCAAAACCCAGUCAACCGUUUGUUGGGGAAAAAGGGUUAAUAAAACCUUACAUGCUGUUCCAAAGAUUAAAAGGUCGUUGCUUUGUAAAGCAGCAUUUAAAAAUGAAGAUAAAUAACAAUGAACUUCUGAUGUGUGACGCGUAGAUCUGAACUAGAUGUUCACUAUAGCUUUUAUUUCUAGUUGAUGUUAUUCAUAACGAUUGGAAUAUGAAUUGGAGAGUCUUCCUCAGUUAAGCACUGUAAGACUCUGUUAAAUAAAAUGAUGAGUGAUAAGGUUUGAACCAGUAAAUUUUGGUGUAUUG
Molecule: messenger RNA, 3561 nt
Organism: Chroicocephalus ridibundus (black-headed gull)
Lineage: Eukaryota; Metazoa; Chordata; Aves; Charadriiformes; Laridae
Product: coagulation factor XIII B chain-like
Exons: 12
Coding region: 517-2232 (571 amino acids)
Biological process (GO): blood coagulation
Source: RefSeq, a predicted model, not a curated record